Messenger RNA from Frankliniella occidentalis (western flower thrips), 429 nucleotides. RefSeq names its product mitochondrial import inner membrane translocase subunit Tim8 A. The transcript has 2 exons. The coding region runs from base 178 to 429 and encodes 83 amino acids. Lineage: Eukaryota; Metazoa; Arthropoda; Insecta; Thysanoptera; Thripidae. The record is from RefSeq and is a predicted model, not a curated record.
GCCAUUCUGUACUGAGGCCUAAGGGUACGUUAACAAAAAUUGCGGCAUGUAAUAGCAGAAUAAAACCAGAAGUGUAUAUUUGAUACAAUGUCCCAUGUUUUAUGGUGAGAAGUACAUUUAUUUUGGUAAUUCUACCCGUAUUUUUGCCUUAGUUAAUGAAAAAAGUAAAUAAACAGCAUGACUGCUGCUUUUAAUGAUGAUUUCGUUCGCCAAGUUGAGCAAAUGAGCAGGUUUCAGGAGCAAACUCACAAGCUAACCAGCAAAUGUUGGGAUUUAUGUGUCGAUAAACCAGAAACGCGCCUUGGAAGCCGUUCAGAGACUUGUCUUAAGAAUUGUGUUGAAAGAUUCAUUGACAUCAACAACUUUAUCACCAAUCGUUUUGAAAAGUCUCUCAUGGAGAAAAGAUCAUCGGACACUUCCUUUGAUUAA